ACCGAGUACCUGAAGACCGGGAAUGACCAAUAGAAGGAGCAACAAGAGUCAAUGUCUGGGCGGUAUGACAAUAGUAGUCGAAAAGGUAGGCAGGGGGACGUCGAAUACGACCUGUGAGUGGGGGUGGGGAGAUUUUGGGGGACAAAGAAGUGACCGGGCUGUUUGGAUCAGUGGACUCCUCGCUGCCGCUGGUUUCCUCGCUGUCGUGGGACUCACUGCCGGAGGAGGAGGCAGUGGGUUGGAGGUUGUCGGCGGCAGUGGGCUGGGGUGCAUUUCCGGCGGCAGUAGGGUGGGUGGGGAAGUCUGCAUGUACAGGAAGGGAGGUGGUAGCUGGGGUGGCGGAAUCUUUAGAAGUGGAAAACGGGAAAAUGGACUCGUCGAAGGAAAUAUCACGGGCACGCUGAAGGACAUACCUUGGAGUUUAUCUAAAGGAGACGGUGCAGAGUCAAUCAUCGAAAAUAGCCUGCAACUUGAUCAGGAGACAUGGCGGAAAGGGAAGGAGCUAGGGACAUCCGCCGCUGCAUUAGCCGUGGGUAGAGACUACCCGGCAGUCUGUCCGGCAGUGGAGGGCAACGGCUAUCCCGCGAAACCGAUUGCGAAACAAUUCAUCCCUUUUAGACGCUUUAAAUAUACCAGGCCAUUCACCCUCUCAGAUUCCCCAAUCAUCUUCCUCUUCUUCAUCUUCUUCUUCAAUAAUCCAAUAAGAAGUUGGAAGUGCCUCUCUCUGACUAAUCAUCGCCGCCUUUCCAUAAUCAGGGGUCUAUAUUCUCUUGAGUCUCUCGAAGCAGGGAAUUCAAUAUCCAGAUCCUUGUUUGGCAGUCAGAGAAUUCGAGAAUGUCUCAUAUCCUCUUGAUAUGUUUCUCCUCUCUGAUUUUUUGAUUGAUCGAUCUUUUUUUUCCUAUUUGGAUUGCCAAAAACUUUUGAAGGAAUAUUACUACUUCCGUCCCAAAAUAAACUCCCAGGCUGAUCGAACUUCAUCAAUUAUGUUUUUGUUUAUUUGCAUCACUACUAUGAGAAAAUAAUAGUCAUAUCGCCCUGAUUUGUAGAGUUCUUGGAAUUUGGUUGUAAAUUUUGCUUCAAUUUUUUGAACAAAUAAAAUUAACAAUACCUACAAAAAGAGUUUUUAUUUUGGGAUGGAAGUACUUGGUGAAAAUUGAUCUGACUUGUUUCUUAUCCAAGAUCUAAUUCCAAAAUAUUAGGUUUUGACUCGAAUUCGAUGAUACUGGAUCAUGAACAUAUAGUUUUUUACUCGAAUUGAACUAAUUCGAAUUCGAUGCAACCCGAAUUUAAAAGUGACCGAAUCCAAUCUUACGGAUCGAUUGGCAAGUCUAGGAGGAAGUAGCCUUGAAGAUCCAUGGAAUUCUUGUUGAAACAAUCAUGAGCCAGUGAGAUGAUUUGUGUUGUUGAGCCUUAACGAAAGGGGAACGGGGCAAUCAGAGGGAAAGAGACCGGGAGAGGGCACAAGCAAGGUCAGGCCAGAAGAAGCCCAAGAACCCCAAGGAAGAUGGAUUGACCCCCGAGCAGAGAAGGGAGCGUGACGCCAAGGCACUACAGGAAAAGCUGGCCAGGAAGGCCGCAGCAUCCGGUGACAUCAAUAAUAAGAACAGCAAGAAGAAAUGUUAAAAGGAAUGUCUUUCCUCCGCCAUUGUUGUCUAUAACUCAGCUCAACUGCAAUGCAGUUUCAUCUUCCAUCUCUGCAUCAAUGUAGAAGAAGAAGGCUAUAUAUACUUCCUUCUCAUAUUUUGCUUGGCGACUUUGAGUGUUUGAACAAAAUGGGGUACUCCGUUCCAAAAUCAUCAAAUAUUUCCUUCUCCCUGAAUAUUUAUCUAUAUUUAUAUUUUUUACCAAAAUUGGUAACUUUUACUCCCUCCGUCCUAUAAUGAUCUUCCCAGAGCACUAUUCCAACUUCACGGGAAUUUAUAUUUAUUUGUGUUUUUUUAUGGUCUAUAUGAUAAAAUAAAAUAUUCUUGUCACC
Molecule: messenger RNA, 1975 nt
Organism: Cuscuta campestris
Lineage: Eukaryota; Viridiplantae; Streptophyta; Magnoliopsida; Solanales; Convolvulaceae
Source: the annotation of a GenBank genome assembly